Molecule: messenger RNA, 972 nt
Organism: Solanum stenotomum
Lineage: Eukaryota; Viridiplantae; Streptophyta; Magnoliopsida; Solanales; Solanaceae
Product: B3 domain-containing protein At3g25182-like
Exons: 1
Coding region: 1-972 (323 amino acids)
Molecular function (GO): DNA binding
Source: RefSeq, a predicted model, not a curated record
AUGGUUUUCACGCAGCUGAGUUUAGAUGAUUUUUCGGGUAUGAGAUGCACGCGCAACAUGAAUCCUAUAGAUUAUAUGCUUGCUGUAUCUGAAGUCUCUUGCUUAAAAUCUAAGUAUGGUGAAGAAGAUAACUUAAUCGCCGAGCAAGACAAAGAAUUUCGUUAUAAGAAAGAAGAAAGGAACGUUCAGAAUAUACAGUCCAUCUUAUCAUCAUACUCACAAGUUCUUGAUCGUCGUCAACAAAAACAUCCCGUUCUUGAUUGCUUCGUCCCAAAGGGGAAACUAUCAAAACCAAACAGGCAGCCAAGAAAGUUUACUGAACGAUUCGAUGGUGAAGUUGAACCGAUGAUCAAGAAAGCUGUGGAAAAUAAUUCUGAAGAAGACAAAGAACAGAGAGUAGUAAAGGUUGACGAUGAGGAAAAAAACAGAGUAAACAGAGGAUCAGAAGAAUGUGAAUGUUUAUUGGUCGAAAAAUCAGGGGUAAAGAAGAGGAAAAUUAAUCAUACAGUUGAAGCCGUCGCGCCCCCUGUUGUAAUCCUCAACAGAGAAUUGAGUAUUGAAUUCAAGAAUCAGAUGUUCAUUGGGGGUUCAGUUGAAUCAGCUAAAUUGGUUAUUGAAAAAAUACUAUUCGAUACGGAUGUUAAUCCAGCCGAAGGAAGGCUUUCAAUCCCACAAAAGCAGAUGACUAAUAGGUUUCUAAAUACUGGAGAAGAACAACUUUUGAAUACGCGCAAUGGAGCUAAAAUGUCUGAGAUGAAUGUGUCGUUGAUUGAGCCUUCGCGUCAAGUAGUUCAAAUCAAUCUGAGAAAAUGGACUAUGAAUAAAAAUAAUGGAAAAACAAGUUCAAGUUAUGUUUUAGUAAAACACUGGAAUGAUGUGACAAAAAGGAACGGUUUGAAAAGCGGUAUGAAGAUGCAAUUGUGGGCAUUCCGAAAGGAUGAAAAUUUAUGUUUUGCAUUGGUUAAAGUUUAA